AUGCAAUUUAGUUGUCCAAAUUACAAUAGAGAUCCUAAUGAGAGACAUCUUACGACACCCUGCUUUCAAGUCUUGGCUGGUAUCUGCAAGGUGAUAUUCAGGUUUAGAUCAAAAGGUGUACCUCUUUCCGAACGAGUAGAUCGGCCAAUCGAAAAUAGUUUUUAUUUUAACAGAGUCAUCCGCACCGAAUAUACUGUUAAUGAACAACAACGAAUGCCCAUCGUCAAACUGGAAGAAAAGCUAAAACAAAUGGGUAGUACAUCGGAAACUGGCUACAAAAGCGCAGACAAAGUUGAUAUAUUCUGUUGGACAAUCAAAGACACUAAGCGAAUCAAAUGGAUAAAAGAGAGUGGAUAA
This is a messenger RNA of Mucor mucedo, 357 nucleotides long. RefSeq lists its product as uncharacterized. The coding region runs from base 1 to 357 and encodes 118 amino acids. The transcript is spliced from 3 exons. Lineage: Eukaryota; Fungi; Mucoromycota; Mucoromycetes; Mucorales; Mucoraceae. The record is from RefSeq and is a predicted model, not a curated record.